Manis javanica (Malayan pangolin) is the source of this 1802-nucleotide messenger RNA. The record is from RefSeq and is a predicted model, not a curated record. NCBI's taxonomy places the organism in Eukaryota, Metazoa, Chordata, Mammalia, Pholidota, Manidae.
AUGAUUGUGUACCCAAAACGUCCAAGAGAGACGUUUAAAAACUGUUUCCAGAUUGAUAGGUUGUAUGAUUGGAAAAAGAGCCCCGACUCUGAUGUGGCUGCUACUUUAAAGAAGCAGAAGAAGAAUACAAAAGAUGAAUUUGAGGAGCGAGCAAAGGCUAUUAUUGUGGAAUUUGCACAGCAGGGUUUGAAUGCAGCCUUGUUCUAUGAGAACAAAGAUCCCCGCACUUUUGUGUCCUUGGUACCUACCUCUGCACAUACUGGUGAUGGCAUGGGAAGUCUGAUCUACCUUCUUGUUGAGUUAACUCAGACCAUGUUGAGCAAGAGACUUGCACACUGUGAAGAGCUGAGAGCACAGGUGAUGGAGGUUAAGGCUCUUCCAGGAAUGGGCACCACUAUCGAUGUGAUAUUGAUCAAUGGGCGUUUGAAGGAAGGAGAUACAAUUAUUGUUCCUGGAGUGGAAGGGCCCAUUGUAACUCAGAUUCGAGGCCUCCUGUUACCUCCUCCUAUGAAGGAAUUACGAGUGAAGAACCAGUAUGAAAAACAUAAAGAAGUAGAAGCAGCUCAGGGGGUAAAAAUCCUUGGAAAAGACCUCGAGAAAACAUUGGCUGGUUUACCCCUCCUGGUGGCUUAUAAAGAAGAUGAGAUCCCAGUUCUUAAAGAUGAAUUGAUCCAUGAAUUAAAGCAGACACUAAAUGCUAUCAAACUAGAAGAAAAGGGAGUCUAUGUGCAGGCAUCUACACUGGGGUCUUUGGAAGCACUGCUUGAAUUCCUGAAAACGUCAGAAGUGCCCUAUGCAGGAAUCAACAUUGGGCCAGUCCAUAAAAAAGAUGUUAUGAAGGCUUCGGUGAUGCUGGAACAUGAUCCUCAGUAUGCAGUAAUUUUGGCCUUUGAUGUGAGAAUCGAACGGGAUGCACAAGAAAUGGCUGAUAGUUUAGGAGUUAGGAUUUUUAGUGCAGAAAUUAUUUAUCAUCUAUUUGAUGCCUUUACGAAAUAUAGACAAGACUACAAGAAACAGAAACAAGAAGAAUUUAAGCAUAUAGCAGUAUUUCCCUGCAAGAUGAAAAUCCUCCCUCAAUAUAUUUUCAAUUCUCGGGACCCAAUAGUGAUGGGAGUGACUGUGGAAGCAGGUCAGGUGAAACAAGGGACACCCAUGUGUGUCCCUAGCAAAAAUUUUGUAGACAUUGGAAUAGUAACAAGUAUUGAAAUAAACCAUAAACAAGUGGAUGUUGCAAAAAAAGGACAAGAAGUCUGUGUUAAAAUAGAACCUAUCCCCGGUGAAUCUCCCAAAAUGUAUGGAAGACAUUUUGAAGCGACAGACAUUCUUGUCAGUAAGAUCAGCCGGCAGUCCAUCGACGCCCUCAAAGACUGGUUCCGAGAUGACAUGCAGAAGAGUGACUGGCAGCUUAUUGUGGAGCUGAAGAAAGUAUUUGAAAUCAUCUAAUUUUUCCACACGGGGCAGGAAUUGGAAUAAGUGCAUUGUUACAUUGUAAUAUCACCAAGAAAACAAGACAAAAAAAUGGAAUGGCUAUAUCUGGACACUGAUGAACUUGAGUAUGGAAGGAAAAAAAUAGGUGUAUAAAAUGUUUUCCAUGAGAAACCAAGAAACUUACACUGGUUUGACAGUGGUCGAUUACAUGUCCCCACAGUUCCAACGUGCCUGCUCACUCUUUCCUAACCCUUCUCUACUGGCUGCUGUUUUAAAGUUUGCCCUUCCCCAAAACUGAGAUUUUUAUUACUGAUCUAAAGCUCUUUGAAUUUUAUACUGAUUAAAUCAGUACUGCAGUAUUUGACUAACCAAAA